UGCUCUUGUAGGCAGAAGAAGAGUGCCCGUGUGUUGAAGAGGAAGGUUGGGUGAAGAAGUGUGUUGGAGGUCUGGGAGUGGCAUUCCUCCUCCUCCUCCUCCUGUUCCCACCCUAUACUGAUGACAAGGAGGAGGAGCUGAUGAGGAGCACUGAGGGCUACAGAGAGCGGAGUGAGGAGGGACAGCUCGGGAUCUGAUGAGGGAUUCGCACCCGGCAUAUCCCCUCUGUGUAUGGAAUGUUGCUGGUAACUCUCUUCCUGCUGUGUUCAGUGCAGACAGCUUGCUUGGAGGAUGCUGGCACAAGUCUAUACUUUGUGAACAAUUCCUUGCUACAGAUCACCUUUUCCAGCACAGUGGGGGUGUUCAUCCCCUGCCCUGCCGCCGGAGCUCCCAGCGCCACACUCCGAUGGUACCUUGGGACAGGAGAUGACAUUUAUGACGUGCCUCACAUUAGGCACGUCCAUGCCAAUGGCACUCUCCAGCUAUUCCCCUUCUCCCAGUCCGCUUUCAAUAGCUUUAUACACGACAAUGACUAUUUCUGUACAGCCGAGAACCCUGCCGGCAAAAUACGAAGUCCAAACAUCCGCGUCAAAGCUGUUUUCAGGGAGCCGUACACAGUGCGGGUGGAAGAUCAGAGCGCCAUGCGUGGCAGUGCUGCUGUAUUCAAGUGCCUCACUCAGCCCUCUGUGCAGGAGUAUGUCAGUGUGGUGUCCUGGGAGAAGGACACCGUGUCCCUCAUAUCAGAGGGGAGAUUUGUCACGUCACCAUUGGGUGCCCUUUAUAUCUUGGAUGUACAGAAGGAGGAUGCAUUGUCAACGUAUCGCUGUAUCACCAGACAUCGCUAUAGCGGAGAAACACGUCAAAGCAAUGGAGCACGUCUUAUAGUAUCAGACCCUGCAGAAUCUGUCCCCAUUCUUCUUGAUGGAUUUCAAUCCCAGGAGAUCUUCGUGGGAGAAAAAGUAGAGCUACCAUGUGUUGCCUCAGGAUAUCCAAACUUAGCUUCGCGUUGGAUUAAAGAUGGCCGCCCAGUGCCUUCUGACAGCCGCUGGAGCAAACGUAGCACAGGACUGAGUAUGACAGAUCUGCAGCUGGAAGAUAGUGGAACGUAUAUCUGUGAGAUCACAAAUAGCUUUGGCUCUGCUGAAGUUGCUGGCGGCCUGACUGUAAUAGAACCCCUUCGUGUGACUCUAACACCCAAGAAGCUCAAGACUGGCAUUGGCAGUACCGUCAUCUUGUCCUGUUCUAUCAGUGGAUCCCCUGGUUAUCAUGUCCAGUGGUACAGAAAUAUAGAGCCUGUUACGGCAGAUGAGUUCAUCUCUAUACGGGGAACAGAUAAUGAAACACUUGUUAUUAGCAGUGCUCAGAAAAUCCACUCUGGAGCCUAUCAGUGCUUUGGGAGUCGUAAAACACAAACUGUCCAAGACUUCGCAAUUGUAGUUCUAGAAGAUGGCACACCUCGUAUCCUCUCAUCAUUCAGCGAAAAAGUAAUGAAUCCAGGAGAACCAUUCUCACUUAUGUGCUCUGCCAAGGGAGCUCCUCCCCCAACUAUCAGUUGGACUCUUGAUGAUGAACCCAUACAGCGGGAUUCAGGGCACCGUUCAAAUCAAUAUACUGCCUCAGAUGGCAGCACUAUCAGUUACAUGAAUGUGAGCAGUCCACAGAUCAUAGACGGGGGUGUGUACAGAUGUUUGGCACGCAACUCAGUGGGGAGUGCAGAAUAUCAAGCUCGAAUAAACGUAAGAGGACCUCCUAGUAUUCGGCCCAUGAAGAAUCUAACAGCAGUGGCUGGAAGAGACAGCUUCAUUCACUGCCGAGUAAUUGGGUACCCUUACUACUUCAUCAGCUGGUACAAAGAUUCUUUGCUGCUACCUGAUAACCAUAGACAGGUUGUGUUUGAGAACGGAACCCUAAUGCUAAGCGAUGUCCAGAAAGGCAUGGAUGAAGGAGAAUAUCUCUGCAGUGUCCUAAUACAGCCCCAACUUUCUAUCAGCCAGAGUGUCCACAUCACAGUGAAAGUGCCUCCACUUAUUCAGCCAUUUGAGUUUCCCCCUGCCUCCAUUGGACAGCUACUGUAUAUCCCAUGUGUGGUGUCAUCUGGAGAUAUGCCAAUUCGCAUCACUUGGCGCAAAGACGGACAAGUUAUUGUCUCUGGAUCUGGCAUCACCAUUGAGACCAAGGAAUUCAUGAGCUCCCUGCAGAUCUCCAGUGUGUCUCUCAAGCAUAACGGAAACUACACGUGUAUAGCAAGUAAUGAUGCAGCCACAGUAAGCCGGGAGAGACAGCUAAUUGUACGAGUGCCCCCCAGAUUCGUCGUUCAGCCUAACAAUCAAGAUGGAAUUUAUGGCAAAGCUGGAGUCCUGAAUUGUUCAGUUGAUGGCUAUCCACCGCCAAAGGUGGUAUGGAAACAUGCUAAAGGUAGUGGAAAUCCUCAGCAGUACCACCCUGUGCCUCUCACAGGUCGAAUCCAGAUUUUGCCUAACAGUUCACUACUAAUACGUCAUGUCCUGGAAGAGGACAUUGGAUACUAUCUCUGCCAGGCCAGCAAUGGAGUGGGCACCGAUAUCAGCAAGUCUAUGUUCCUCACUGUGAAAAUUCCUGCAACUAUCACCUCCCACCCCAACACCACCAUUGCAAUCAAAGGUCAAACCAAAGGCCUGAACUGUACAGCGCGGGGAGAGCGUCCCAUCAUUAUUCGCUGGGAAAAGGGAGACACAGUAAUAGAUCCAGACAGGAAUCUGCGCUACGUGAUUGCCACAAAAGACAGCGGAGAUGAGGUUAUCUCAACCCUGACGCUCAAGCCAGCUGAGCGCGGAGACUCGGUUUUCUUUUCCUGCCAUGCUAUCAAUUCUUAUGGAGAAGAUAGGGGUCUCAUCCAACUCACUGUUCAAGAGCCACCAGAUCCACCUGAACUGGAAGUCCGAGAAGUGAAAGCUCGCAGUAUGAAUCUGCGAUGGACGCAAAGAUUUGAUGGAAACAGCAUUAUAACUGCCUUUGACAUUGAGUACAAAAACAAGUCAGAUACCUGGGAAUAUAAGCAAUCCACCCGUAACAUUUCACCUAGCAUCAACCAGGCCAACAUUGUUGAUCUCCACCCAGCAUCAGUGUACAGCAUCCGAAUGUAUUCCUUCAACAAGAUUGGCCGCAGUGAACCCAGCAAAGAGCUCACUAUUAGUACAGAGGAGGCAGCUCCUGAUGGGCCACCAAUGGAUGUUACACUGCAGCCACUAACCUCACAGAGCAUCCAAGUCACUUGGAAGGCUCCAAGAAAAGAAUUACAGAAUGGAGUAAUCCGUGGAUAUCAGAUUGGAUACCGGGAAAAUGGACCGGGCAGUAACGGGCAGUACAGUAUUGUAGAGAUGAAAGCUACUGGUGAUGGGGAGGUGUACACACUUGACAACAUGAAGAAGUAUGCUCAAUAUGGUGUAGUCGUCCAAGCAUUUAAUAGAGCAGGAACUGGACCUUCCUCUACAGAGAUUAAUGCCACAACGUUGGAAGAUGUGCCUAGCCAGCCCCCAGAAAAUGUUCGAGCUCUUUCCAUUACCUCAGAUGUAGCUGUCAUAUCCUGGUCCGAGCCACCUCGAAGCUCUCUCAAUGGGGUUCUUAAGGGUUACAGAGUCAUUUACUGGUCACUGUAUCCAGAUGGAGAAUGGGGGGAAAUGCAGAAUAUAACCACACCACGUGAGCGUGUGGAGCUAAAGGCACUUGAGAAAUUUACUAACUAUAGUGUGCAAGUUCUGGCAUACACACAAGCAGGAGAUGGAGUCCGCAGCAGUGUUCUAUAUCUACAAACCAAGGAAGAUAUUCCAGGUCCUCCUGCUGGGAUUAAAGCAGUGCCAUCUUCAUCCAGUAGUGUUGUUGUAUCUUGGCUACCUCCAACCAAACCAAAUGGUAUUAUCCGAAAAUAUACAAUAUUUUGUUCAGUUCCUGGAUCUGGCCAGCCUGCUCCCAGUGAGUAUGAAACAAGUCCUGAUUUCCUUCACUAUCGAAUAAUGCACCUACUUCGAGGGCAACAGUAUAUGCUUUGGGUGGCUGCAGUUACGUCUGCUGGACGGGGCAAUGUAAGCGAAAGAGUAAUGAUUACACCAGAUGGCAAAGCUCCUGCCAAAAUUAUAUCAUUUGGAGGCACUGUAAGUACACCUUGGAUGAAAGAUGUGCGUCUACCAUGCAGCUCAGUGGGGGAGCCAGGACCAGCCAUUAAAUGGACUAAAGACAGUGAGGACUCGGCUAUUCCAGUGGCAUUGGAUGGGCAUAGAUUAAUUCAUCCCAAUGGCACACUAACUCUACGUUCUGUCAAAGCAGAGGAUUCUGGUUAUUAUACCUGCACAGCUACCAACACUUGGGGAUUUGAUACAAUUAUUGUAAACCUCUUGGUGCAAGUUCCCCCAGAUCAGCCUCGCCUCACUGUAUCUAAAUCCACAGCCUCUUCUAUCACAUUGGCAUGGAUCCCAGGAGACAACGGUGGCAGCUCAAUAAGAGGAUUUGUCCUUCAAUACUCUGUAGAUAAUGGUGAAGAGUGGAGAGACGUGUUCAUCAGUUCUUCUGAGCGAUCAUUCCGACUGGAGAAUUUAAGAUGUGGCACAUGGUACAAAGUAAAACUAGCAGCCAAAAACAGUGUUGGUGCUGGGCGAAUCAGUGAAAUCAUCGAGGCCAAGACUCAUGGGAGAGAGCCAUCUUUUAACAAAGACCAGCCUAUUUUUACUCAUGUGAAUUCAACUCAUGCCCGAAUGAACCUCCAUGGCUGGAACAGUGGAGGAUGUCCAAUUACCUCUGUUAUCCUUGAGUAUCGCCCCCGAAAUAGUUGGCAAUGGCAAAGCAUCCGUGGAAAUGUUACUAGUGAUGUCUUUCUAACAGAUCUGCGUGAGGCCACUUGGUAUGAGCUAAAGAUGAGGGCCUGUAACAGCGCUGGAUGUGGGAAUGAGACAUCACAGUUUGCCACACUAGAUUACGAUGGAAGUACUAUUCCUCCUAUUAAGUCGGCUCAGGGUGAGAGUGAUGAUGUCAAGAAGCUUUUCUCCAUAGCUAGUCCUGUCAUACUGGCCACAGUAGGAGUCGCACUUUUAUUUAUAAUACGUAAGAAGAGGAAAGAGAAGAGACUGAAGAGGCUUAGAGAUGCAAAAAGUCUUGCAGAGAUGCUAAUCAGCAAAAACAACCGCAGUUUUGACACACCUGUGAAGGGACCACCGGCUGGGCCAAGGCUACACAUCGAUAUCCCCAGAGUCCAACUUCUUAUUGAAGAUAAAGAGGGUGUCAAGCAACUUGCAGGAGAUGAUAAAGCAACACUGCCGAUAACAGACCCUGAAUUCAGCCCAACUGUGAACCCACAAAGUUUCUGUACUGGAGUUUCUUUGCAUCACCCUGCAUUGAUCCAAAACUCUGGGCCACUUAUUGAUAUGUCUGACAUCCGACCAGGAACCAAUCCAGUUUCUCGAAAAAGUGUAAAGUCUGCUCACAGCACCAGAAACCGAUACUCAAGCCAAUGGACACUCACAAAGUGCCAGAGUUCCACUCCUGCCCGAACUCUGACCUCUGAUUGGAGGACGGUGGGGUCUCAACAUGGCAUUACUGUGACUGAGAGCGAUAGUUACAGUGCCAGCCUUUCUCAGGAUACAGACAAAGGUCGGAACAGCAUGGUCUCGACAGAGAGUGCAUCCUCCACAUAUGAAGAACUUGCACGUGCCUAUGAGCAUGCCAAGCUUGAAGAACAGCUACAGCAUGCCAAGUUUGAGAUUACAGAAUGCUUCAUCUCAGACAGUUCCUCAGAUCAAAUGACAACAGGAACCAAUGACAAUGGGGACAGUAUGACCUCCAUGAGCACUCCUUCGGAACCAGGCAUUUGUCGCUUCACUGCAUCACCUCCCAAACCACAGGACAGUGAUCCAAGCAAGAAUGUGGCUGUGCCUAUCCCUCACAGAGCAAAAAGUGAAUACUGCAAUCUUCCACUGUAUGUAAAAUCUGAUCCCCAUUUUCGUAAGCCUGACCCUCAUGACUCUUGUCCUGUAGUGCCUCCAAGAGAGGCCUCUAUGCGUAAUCUGAGCCGCGGUUAUCACUCACGCCAUCUGACUCUAGAGCCGGGUGCUAAACCCCCACCUGGCCUGUCACACCCAGCCCCAUCUGGUGGGAACUUACCUCAACGGACUCUUCACAUGGCUGGUGCUUCGGCCUCUGCUCCAUCAGCCCCCACAGCCACGGCGCCAUCUGCCCCCGCUGAACCUGCUGCCUCUGCCGGACCUUUAGAGAAUCGUUUACCUGCCCAGCACAGCAAGAUGGGCGGCUCCCGGGACUCUUUGCUGGAAAUGAGCAAUUCUGGAGGUGGCCGGGCACAGAAACAAGGAGCAGGAGCCUAUUCUAAAUCUUACACAUUGGUCUGACACCCACCCCUCCCGACACUUCUCUCCCUACGUACUCACAGACUGCAAAAUCCCUUCCCCCUGCGCAGUGUCUUGGCUGUAUUUCUAUAUUUUGAAAGAAACAUUUAAAAAAAAAGGACAAAUUGAAAAUUUAAACAAAAACUUGGUGAUAAAAGACACAUUUUUUUGUAUGAAAAAUACCUAUUUUCUUCUUCAGGAUAAAAACAAAUAAGAAAAGAAAUCUGUAUUUUAUCUGUGGCACAUGAGAGUGAAGAGAAGAGAGAGAGCUGCAUGCAGAAUUCUCGGAGGUUGCCUGAGUGUGCUAUAUGUUAAGUGAUUCUGAAGAGUGUGUGGAGACUGUGUUUCCAGGAAUAAAGAAAUGUAUUCACAUGGCGAUGACAUUCUCAAGAGGUUUAUCCGUUUGUCCAAGAGCUUCAAAGUGAACCUGUCACCAAAUGUAUUAUUCUGUAUUAAGAGUUUUUUUAAUGAAUAAAUCAUUUAUAUAAAUUGU
Rana temporaria (common frog) is the source of this 6858-nucleotide messenger RNA. RefSeq names its product DS cell adhesion molecule like 1 (gene DSCAML1). Bases 237 to 6368 code for a protein of 2043 amino acids. The transcript is spliced from 33 exons. Gene Ontology annotation, molecular function: cell-cell adhesion mediator activity. Gene Ontology annotation, biological process: dendrite self-avoidance; axon guidance; homophilic cell-cell adhesion. Gene Ontology annotation, cellular component: axon; plasma membrane. Lineage: Eukaryota; Metazoa; Chordata; Amphibia; Anura; Ranidae. The record is from RefSeq and is a predicted model, not a curated record.